AUGCCUGAGGGUCGUCAGUCUCCUUCUCCUGAGAACCAGAGUGGUCGCCAGCUACAGGAUCCUACUGGAUCUGGAACGGGCGGCCUCGGAAAGACAGAGUACAAGGACCCCAAGAGUCAGCUUGAUAACCUCGUGUCGAACCCCAAGCCUAUCACCGAGGAUAUUCUAAAAGAAAAAUUCGCCAAGGGCUUCAAGAAGGAGUGA
Messenger RNA from Fusarium keratoplasticum, 204 nucleotides. RefSeq lists its product as uncharacterized. The record is from RefSeq and is a predicted model, not a curated record. The coding region runs from base 1 to 204 and encodes 67 amino acids. NCBI's taxonomy places the organism in Eukaryota, Fungi, Ascomycota, Sordariomycetes, Hypocreales, Nectriaceae. The transcript has 2 exons.